This is a messenger RNA of Austrofundulus limnaeus, 2310 nucleotides long. RefSeq names its product TATA box binding protein (gene tbp). Gene Ontology annotation, molecular function: DNA binding. The record is from RefSeq and is a predicted model, not a curated record. The transcript is spliced from 9 exons. The coding region runs from base 217 to 1140 and encodes 307 amino acids. NCBI's taxonomy places the organism in Eukaryota, Metazoa, Chordata, Actinopteri, Cyprinodontiformes, Rivulidae. Gene Ontology annotation, biological process: DNA-templated transcription initiation.
UUAGCGCCGAAGAGCAGCCUGGGAUGAAACGGAUCGAGUUGAGGCGAAAUAAUUAAGUUUGACGACUCAAAACCGCUUUAAAUUGCAAAGGUUUGUGAGUUCGAUCCAUUUGUUGGUCUUGUUCGUACCUUCAUUGGUACACUUUACUGUGAGCGAGGUCGUCAGAUUUAUAUUACUUCCUGCUCCUGGGUGGCAGUGCUGUGAGGAACUGAAGAGAUGGAUCAGAACAACAGUAUACCACCCUUUCAGGGACUGGCAUCCCCUCAGGGUGCCAUGACCCCUUUGCCAAUGUUCAGUCCUAUGAUGCCCUAUGGUUCGGGCCUGACACCCCAGCCAGUACAGAACACAAACAGUUUGUCUAUACUUGAGGAACAGCAGAGGCAACAACAGCAGCAGCAGCAGCAACAAGCAGCAGCAGCAGCACAGCAGACCAACACAGGCCUUCCAGGGUCAUUGGGGCAGGCUCCUCAACUGUUUCAUUCCCAGACAGUAACAGGUUCAACCAUAACAGCGCUCCCAGGAAAUACCCCGUUCUCUAACACCCCAGUGACCCCCAUGACUCCCGUCACACCAGCUACACCAGCCUCAGAGAGCUCUGGGAUUGUACCACAGUUACAAAACAUAGUAUCUACUGUAAAUCUGGGCUGUAAACUGGAUCUGAAGACAAUCGCCCUGAGAGCCAGAAAUGCAGAGUACAACCCAAAGCGUUUUGCUGCUGUCAUUAUGAGAAUACGAGAACCUAGGACCACUGCUCUCAUCUUCAGUUCUGGGAAGAUGGUCUGUACUGGAGCCAAAAGUGAGGAGCAGUCGAGGUUAGCAGCUAGAAAAUAUGCACGUGUGGUGCAGAAGCUCGGGUUCCCCGCCAAGUUUCUGGACUUCAAGAUUCAGAACAUGGUGGGCAGCUGUGAUGUGAAGUUCCCAAUUCGACUGGAGGGGUUAGUCCUCACACAUCAGCAGUUUAGCAGUUAUGAGCCCGAGCUGUUCCCAGGAUUGAUUUACAGGAUGAUCAAACCCAGAAUUGUUCUCCUCAUUUUUGUUUCUGGAAAAGUAGUACUUACAGGAGCCAAAGUAAGAGCUGAGAUCUACGAAGCAUUUGAAAACAUUUACCCCAUUCUGAAAGGAUUUCGCAAAACAACGUAGAACCUGGAAAUUCUUUCAUACUUUCCCAACUUUUGUUUUUUUUUCUUWAAGCCUCUUAUAUCUUUUUUUAACUUUGAAGUACAAUUAAAUGUUAACCACCACAGUUGGACUGUUGCACAAGAUUGUGACAUUAUCCCUUUUUUUCAGUUAUUUGUUUUAAAUGUGAUUUUAGAGGUCAUUUUUCAGAUCACGUAUAGGAUUUUAAAUUUACAUGUUUUUUUUUUUUUGUUUUUUCUCCAUCACAGACAUAAUUGUACAUAAGACUGUAAGAAAAUGUAAAAUAUUGAUGAGAAGAAAAGCAGUUUAAAUUAGAUCGUUCCGCUCUAUUUGAAACUGUUUUUAAUACUUUUGUACAGUGUUUUUUGUAUUUUUUUUUUCAUUUUAACAUCGUUUUAUUGACACGCUUAAAUUCGCCAAACUUUUAACUUCCUAAUCAUUUAUGCCCUUAAAUUAAUCUACGUAUUACAGAAAAAGAUUUAAUCAGGUUGUUUGCUUCUCCAGAGUUUUAUUUACCUUUUUAAUUUGGGUAUAUUACAGACAUUAAUAUGUUACAGAUUAGAGUUGGUUUAACAAACUUUCUAUUGAAAGAAAAGGUCUGUUUUAAUUACAGAGAAGUAUUUAAUGGUUAAACUUGAGCGUGUACAUAUAUUUUUCUAUUUUAAUUGUGAAGAAGUGACUCUGACCGAAAACUAAACACAAGUUAAAACUUUUGAACCACCUAGAUUUCUGUCAUGUAGAGCAACCAGAAUAAAAAAAAAGCUAUGCCUGUUUUAUUUACAUUUUAUAUCAAGCACUCAGUGGCAGUAUGUUGGCAGAAAAUGUUUAAUUUUUUUAAAGUUUAUAUAAAUUUGGUCCAUUUCAAAUUUUGUAUGAGUGUUGGUUGUUGUAGCUUUUUCUGGUUGUCUUUUUAUUUGGACAAUUAUUUUAAAGUGAAUGUGCACUGAGCACUUGUGUGUUAAACACAACCAGCCUCUCUGACGACCAUCUWAAUAUUUUGCAGUCAACCAGUUCACUGUUUCGUACAAAGUGCAUUUGGGUGACGUGAAUUCAGUUGGUGUCUGUUUCAGCUGACUUUAGUUCUGUCGAUUCAUAAAGCUUCUUGUAUGAAACUCUUCUGAAACUGUUCAUKUGCUGCCCAGUGCAUUAAUAAAUCUGUACAUACUGACGUAA